Molecule: messenger RNA, 1753 nt
Organism: Pistacia vera
Lineage: Eukaryota; Viridiplantae; Streptophyta; Magnoliopsida; Sapindales; Anacardiaceae
Product: mitogen-activated protein kinase kinase kinase NPK1-like
Exons: 14
Biological process (GO): protein phosphorylation
Molecular function (GO): ATP binding; protein kinase activity
Source: RefSeq, a predicted model, not a curated record
UUUUUUUAAAAAAAUAGAUCCCUUCUCCUUUUCCCUCCUUCAAAAUUCUCUCUCUCUCUCUCUCUCUCUCUCAAAAUCUCUCACUCUUUUGUUUUUCAUAGUUUCACUUCAUCACAAACUAUGCGCCUUACAGAACCUUAACAUUGAGGGACUUCAACACAAUAACCGAGGAAGAGACUAUAUAAUUGGAGGCCGGAGCACGAACUCUAAUAUGCAGGACAUUUUCGGAUCGGUUCGGCGAUCCCUGGUGUUUCGGUCGACACCGGGAGACGAUGGAGGAGUAGGAAUCGGCGGCUUGGUUGAGAAGAUCGGCUCGAGCAUUCGUAAAUCGAGAAUCGGUUUGUUUGGUAAACCGCCGGUACCGGCUCUGCCGCCGAUUGUGAAAACCGAAGCGCCGCCGAUCCGGUGGAGGAAAGGUGAGUUGAUAGGGUGUGGCGCGUUUGGUCGGGUCUAUAUGGGGAUGAAUCUUGACUCUGGAGAGCUCCUAGCUGUUAAACAGGUUUUAAUUGCAGCGAGCAGUGCUUCAAAAGAAACAACACAGGCACACAUAAGGGAACUUGAGGAAGAAGUGAAGCUUUUGAAGAAUCUUUCACACCCAAACAUCGUUAGAUAUUUGGGAACUGCCAGAGAGGAUGAUUCGUUGAAUAUACUGUUGGAAUUUGUACCCGGUGGUUCCAUAUCAUCUCUAUUAGGAAAAUUCGGAUCUUUCCCCGAGUCUGUUAUUAGAAUGUAUGCGAAACAAUUGUUAUUAGGACUUGAAUAUCUUCAUAAAAAUGGAAUUAUGCAUAGGGACAUUAAGGGGGCAAAUAUUCUUGUUGAUAAUAAGGGGUGUAUUAAACUUGCGGACUUUGGUGCAUCCAAGAAAGUCGUAGAGCUGGCCACAAUAAAUGGUGCCAAGUCAAUGAAGGGUACUCCAUAUUGGAUGGCUCCUGAAGUUAUUCUACAGACUGGACAUAGCUUCUCUGCUGAUAUAUGGAGUGUUGGAUGUACUGUGAUUGAGAUGGCUACAGGACAGCCUCCAUGGAGCCAACAGUAUCAAGAGGUUGCUGCUCUGUUCCACAUUGGAACAACUAAAUCCCACCCACCCAUUCCUGAACAUCUCUCUCUUGAAGCAAAGGAUUUUCUGUUAAAAUGCUUGCAGAAGGAACCAGACUUCAGACCUACAGCAACAGACUUGCUGCAGCACCCAUUCAUCACUGGGAAGUAUCAGGAAUCUCAUCUUGUAUUCCGCAAUUCAAUCAUGGAGUCUGGAAAUUUGAUGGCAACACCAGGGAUGAAUCUCAGGAACUCCAUGAACUCUUUGAUACGACAGUCAACCUGCUCAGGCUUGAAGGAUGUUUGUGAGAUGGGUAGCGUGAGAUGCUCAACAGUGUAUCCAGAGCGUUUAUCUGCAGGAUCCUACUGGGGGGCAAACAAUUGUGACGAUGACAUGUGUCUAAUAGAUGACAAAGAUGAUUUUGGGGUUAGGGCAUCUGUAAAAUUCAACUCUACCUUUGAAUCUGCAGAUUUAACUAAGAGUUUUAAUCCAAUGUGUGAACCUACUGAUGAUUGGCCAAGCAAGUUUGAUGAGAGUCCAAAGGUGGACAGAUAUGGACUGAAUUUAUCUUCUGGGGAAGCAAUUUGUGGAGCUGUUGGCACUGCUGGAGUAUCAGUUAAAGAGGAGAAUGACUUCUCCUUUCCCUGUAGUGCAUCAGCACCUGAGGAUGAUGAUGAAGUUACAGAGUCAAAAAUUAGAGCCUUUCUAGAUGAGAAG